Colius striatus (speckled mousebird) is the source of this 10268-nucleotide messenger RNA. RefSeq names its product calpain 6 (gene CAPN6). Gene Ontology annotation, biological process: proteolysis. The transcript has 14 exons. Lineage: Eukaryota; Metazoa; Chordata; Aves; Coliiformes; Coliidae. The coding region runs from base 174 to 2108 and encodes 644 amino acids. The record is from RefSeq and is a predicted model, not a curated record. Gene Ontology annotation, molecular function: calcium-dependent cysteine-type endopeptidase activity. Gene Ontology annotation, cellular component: cytoplasm.
GGUUGGGAAGCAGAGGGGAUCAGUGUCUGCAGGAGUCAGUUUGGAGUUUGAUGUGCUCAGAGCAGGGACGGACCUCGGCCAGAUAACUCAAGGAAGGGGAGAUACAUCUCUUACUCGUGGCAGAAAGGAAGAGGAACUGACACAAAGCAGAGUUCCAAACAGAACAGAAAGAGAUGUCUUCACCAGUGCAGCUCUUCAGAGAUCAGAAGUACCAGGAGCUGAAGGAGCAGUGUAUCCAGCAGGGACGGCUCUUCGAGGAUCCCGAGUUCCCAGCCUCGGAUGAAUCCCUCUUCUAUCAGUCAGCACCACCAAGGAAAGUUGAAUGGAAGCGCCCAAAGGACCUCUGUGAAGACCCCCACCUGUUUGUGAAUGGAAUCAGCUCCCACGACUUACACCAAGGCAUCCUUGGGAACUGCUGGUUUGUGGCUGCAUGCUCCUGCUUGGCUCUGGGGAAGACCCUCUGGCAGCAGGUGAUUCCAGACUUCAGCGAACAAGAAUGGGACCCGAAAACCCCCGAGAGAUACGCCGGGAUCUUCCGGUUCCGCUUCUGGUGCUUUGGGGAAUGGACAGAGGUGGUGGUUGAUGAUCAGCUGCCAACAAUGGACGGGAAGUUGAUCUACUGCCAUUCCAAUGUGAAAAAUGAAUUCUGGAGUGCAUUGUUGGAGAAAGCUUAUGCAAAGCUGGCUGGCUCUUACGAAGCCUUAGAUGGAGGCAGUGCUGCAGAUGCAAUUGUGGAUUUCACUGGAGCAGUGGCAGAAUCUAUUGAUUUGGUACAGGGCAAAUAUGGAGAGAUAAUUUCUGAGCAGAUGAAGCUGUUUGAAGACUUGCUGAAAGCGCAUAAAAGAGGCGGGUUGAUCAGCUGCUCCAUCACGCCUUCCUCAGGCAGAGCCAGUGAAGUGGAGACAGAGCUGGGUCUCGUCGUGGGCCAUGCCUACUCGGUGACUGCGAUUCGGAAGCUGCGCCUUGGGGAAAGGCUCAUCUUCUCUUUUAAGGCAGAAAAGCUCUUCAUGAUCAGGCUGAGGAAUCCCUGGGGAAAAAGAGAGUGGAACGGCCCCUGGAGCGACAGUUCUGAGGAGUGGAAGAAAGUCAGCAGUUCAGAACGUAAGAGCUUGGGACUCACUCUGGAGAAUGAUGGAGAGUUCUGGAUGACUUUUGAGGACUGGUGUAAGAAUUUCACUGAUGUGGACAUCUGCAGGAUUGUGAAUACCUCCUACUUCAGCAUCCACAAGACCUGGGAGAAGAAAAUGAUGCAUGGGGCUUGGACAAAGGAUUCAGAGCCCCUGCUAAAUCGCUGUGGUGGAUGCUUUGAUAACAAAGAGACCUUCCUUCAGAACCCCCAGUACAUCUUUGAUGUUAAGAAGACUGAGGACAAAGUGUUGGUCUCAUUGCAACAGGAGGAUCGGCGCAAGUACAAGAAAGAAGGGAAAGGAGACAGCAUCCCAAUUGGCUUUGAAAUAUUGAAGGUGGAGGAUAACAGGAGCUACAGGCUACACAAGCUGACUGUGCAGGAGAGAGUGGCCACGUCUCCGUACAUCAACACACGCACUGUGUUCCUGAAGAGGGUCCUUAAGCAAGGCCGCUACGUCCUCAUCCCAACUACAUUCCAUCCUGGCAUCCUCACAAGGUUCAUCCUGAGGCUCUUCACAGAUGUGCCAUCAAAACUCAGGGAGCUGAAGGCAGAUAAGCCCAAAAUGACGUGUUGGAGUCUUCUUUGUGGCUAUCCACGCAGAGUCACCCAAAUCAAAAUUCACUCAGCAGAGGGUUUACAGAAGCAGGACAGAGCAGGAGGAGCAGAUCCCUAUGUGCUCAUCAAGUGUGAGAAGCAGAGCGUGCGCUCUCCUGUGCAGCGCGAUGCUGCCUGUGCCGUCUUCAACACACAGGCGAUAUUCUACAGGAAGAACAUCGACAGUCCAGUCAUUGUCCAGGUCUGGAACAGCAACGUCCUGUGUGACCAGUUCCUGGGACAGGCAGUGCUGGCAGCUUCACCCAGUGACCCCAGAGAGAAGCAGACUCUGCAGCUCCGAGGGAGAGGCGGCCGAGAAGCAGCCGAGGUGCCAGGUCACAUCAUCGUCAGGGUUUUUUCCAGCGAUGACCUCGCGGAGCUCUGAAUAGCAAAGCCCUGCAGAGCCAGACAGAGCUGUCACCUCCCAGCAGGAGGGCUCGUCUGUGCUUUCUGUGUCAACGACUCGGGAGCAAAGGUUGCACAUCAUCAUAAUGGCUUUAAAAAGAAAAAGCCCUCCAACACUCCACAUGAUGGUGGAUAAUGGGGAGAGAAGCUUUUAAAGGGGGAGGAGUACAUGUUUAUACUAUAUAUCUUAGUGAUACAGCACGUACAGCAGAAGAGGGGCUGAACUAAAUCACAGAAUCACAGAAUGGUGGGGUUUGAAGGGACCUUUAGAGAUCAUCCAGUCCAACCCCCCUGCAGAAGCAGGGUCACCUAGAUCAUGUCACAUAGGAACGUGUCCAGGUGGGUCUUGAAGACCUCCAAGGAAGGAGCCUGCACAACCCCUCUGGGCAGCCUGUGCCAGGGCUCCCUCACCUCACAGUGAAAUAGUGUUUUCUUAUGUUUAAGUGGAACUUUUUGUGUUCCAGCUUCAUCCCAUCACCCCUUGUCCUGUUGCUGGCUACUAUAGAAAAGAGGGAUGUCCCAACCUCCUGACACCCACCCUUUAGAUAUUUAUAAAUGUUAAUAAGAUCCCCCCUCAGUCUCCUCUUCUCCAGACUAAACAGCCCCAGUUCCCACAGCCUUUCCUCGUAUGAAAGGGGCUGCCCAGAUGGGCUGUGGAGGCUCCUUCUCUGGAGACAUUCCAACCCAGCUGGACAGUUCCUGUGUGCCCUGCUCUAGGUGGUGCUGCUCUGGCAGGGGGUUGGGCUGGGUGAGCUUUGCAGGUCCCUUCCAGCCCUGGAGAUUUUGGGAUUGACUCUGGGAUUGAUUUUGUGAUGGAUUUUGUGAUGGAUUCUGGGAUUGAUUCUGGGAUUCUGGGAUGGAUUCUGUGAUUGUUUCUGUGAUUCUAUGAUUGAUUCGGGAUUGAUUCAGUGUUUGAUUUGGGAUUUGAUUCUGGGAUUGAUUCUGGGUUUGACUCAGUGUUUGAUGCAGGGAUUGAUUCGGGGUUUGUUUGAUUCCGGGUUUGAUUCCGGGUUUGAUUCUGGGAUUGAUUCGGGGUUUGAUUCUGGGAUUGAUUCAGUGUUUGAUUCGGGGUUUGAUUCUGGGUUUGACUCAGUGUUUGAUGCAGGGAUUGGUUCGGGGUUUGAUUCGGGGUUUGAUGCAGGGAUUGAUUCGGGGUUUGAUUCGGGGUUUGAUUCGGUGUUUGAUGCAGGGAUUGGUUCGGGGUUUGUUUGAUUCGGGGUUUGAUUCUGGGAUUGAUUCGGGGUUUGAUUCUGGGAUUGAUUCAGUGUUUGAUUCGGGGUUUGAUUCUGGGUUUGACUCAGUGUUUGAUGCAGGGAUUGGUUCGGGGUUUGAUUCGGGGUUUGAUGCAGGGAUUGAUUCGGGGUUUGAUUCGGAGUUUGAUUCGGUGUUUGAUGCAGGGAUUGGUUCGGGGUUUGAUUCGGGGUUUGAUGAAGGGUUUGAUGCAGGGAUCGGUUCGGGGUUUGAUUCGGGGAUUGAUUCUGGGAUUGGUUCGGGGUUUGAUGCAGGGAUCGGUUCGGUGUUUGAUUCGGGGUUUGAUGCAGGGAUCGGUUCGGGGUUUGAUUCUGUGACCGGCUCCGUGAGCCCUGACGGAGGCUCGGGCCGCAGCCAAGGCCUGGCGCAGCCGCAGGGGGGCGCGUGCCGCCGGCGGCCAUGGCGGGAGGGAGGGGCGGCCGCCAUUUUGGGCGCGGGACGGAGUGACAGCCCCGCACGGGUUCUCCGCUGUUGUGUCUGUAGUCUCCCUAGUAACGAGCACCAGAACAAGAGCAAACGGCCCCAGGUUGCACCAGGGGGCGUUCAGGAUGGAUGUGAGGAGGAAUUGCUUUGCUGCCAGGGCUGUCAGGCAUUGGAACAGCUGCUGGAGCCACAGGGAGGGGUUUCAGAGCCGGGUGGGUGCUGCGCUGAGGGCAGCGGGCUGGUGGGUGAUGGGGCUGGGACAGAGGCUGCACUCCAUGGCUGAAAGGUCUCUUCCAGCUGAAAUGAUUCUGUGAUUCUAAAACACAGAGACCGCCUCGAGGGCACCUCUGACGUGUCUGCUGUGAGGUGUGUAUGUAUAAACGUGGAUGGAUAAGGGUGGGUGUUGUUUAUGGAAAGGUGUCUGUGCAUAUAAAAACGGACCAUAUAUCAAUGGCCAGGGAAAUGUAAUCAAUUCAAGGGUCUGUGUGUAUGUGUACAGUGACAAGGGUAAGGGAAGGAAAAAAGCUGAAACACAAACAAUUCCAUUUAAACACAAGGAAAAACUAGUUAAGUGCUGAGGUGAGGGAGCCCUGGCCCAGGCUGCCCAGGGAGGGUGUGGAGGCUCCUUCUCAGGAGGUUUCCAAACCCACCUACACACGUUCCUGUGCGACCUGAUCUAGGUGGGAGCUGCUUUAGCACGGGAGUUGGACUGGGUGAUGUCUAAAGGUCCCUUCCAACCCCCACCAUUCUAUGAUUCCAUGUGUCUAUAUAUUCUGUAAUAUAUAGAAUCAGCACUAGGUUGGAAGGGGCUGAAGGAUCAUCUGGUCAAACCUUUCUCAGCCAAAGUAUGGUCUAGACCAGACAGCCCAGCACCCCAUCCAGCCAAAGCUGACAGUGUCCAGUUGUCCCAGUGGGGUCAUUUACUUGGUGUGUGAGAUGCCAACACACACAGAACAGAGGUGGUUUAGUGCCUAUUUGCACCAAUAUAGCUGCUAGGUGGUAAUCCACAAAGCCAGCACGCCCCAGCACUGCCUCCUGUGCUGUACUUGUGUUAACAUGUAGGCUGGCAUGAAUAGCAGCUCUGGAUUUGUCUAGCUCUAUAUACAUGGGCUUUGAUAAAUAUGUAUAAAAUGGCAGUGUUUUUGGUAUGCAUAUAUAUGUAUGUGAACACAUUGAAUCAUAGAAUCAUUUCAGUUGGAAAAGACCUUUAAGAUCAAGUCCAAGCCCUCCCCUCACCCUGCCCAGCCCACCAACUAACCCACGGCCCUCAGCACCUCGGCUCCAGGGCUGGGCACUCCCCCAGCUCCCUGGGCAGCCUGGCACAGGGGCUGACAACCCUCUCAGAGAAAAAGUUCUGCCUCAGCUACAAUCUAAACAUCCCCUGGGCCAACUUGAGGCCAUUUCCUCUAGUCAUUACUGGGGAGUAGAGACUGACCCCCAGCUCACUGCAGCCUCCUGUCAGGGAGUUGCAGAGUGCUCCCGUCUCCUCUCAGCCUCUUCUUCUCCAGCCUUUCUGCUUUGGUAGAUGUGAGAUUCAAGGAGCUGCAGGAGCAGAGGGCAAAAUGUGCUUGUGGCAGGGUAAGUCCUGUUUCAUGACAACACCCAUUUGAAGCCAGCUGAAGUCUUUCUGCCCGUGUCCCUUCAGCCAGGAGCCGGUGGAGCAGCAGCGGCCCAGCCCCUGGGAAGAGCUGCAGCCACACACACCCCACUGGUAUUUAUAACUUUUAUUUGCAAUACUUUAGGUCCAAGUUUCAAACUGCAAUAUUUUUACACUCAAGACACAGUCAUGCACAAUCCAUAGUUCAAUUUUCUAUUGCUUCAACCACAAUUUAAAAUAACUUAAUAUUGGAAACAAAACCCCAAAAUCUUAAAAAAAAAGAAGGAUGCUGAGGUCAGUCAGAUGGAUCCAUGCCAUCAGCACAUUUACAAAGUAAAUAACUUAGUUCUCCUUUUAAAAAGAUCAGUCACCUCCUAAUCCAAAGUUACAGAAGAUGUUUUUCACUACACAUUUGUUUGUUUUUAUCUUUUUCCUUUUUUUCCUGUUUUUUUCUUUUUUUGCUUUUUCUUUCUGGUUUUUGUUGGGUUUUUUUUAAACAGAUAACACGUCCUAAAAAAGGAAUGUACAGCAAAAUGAGAUACAUUUCUGAUCAACAAUGAGAAUGGAGGCUCCUCCUCUCUUCACUUUUGUCUGGAUACCCUGAAGAAAAGAAAAAACAACCACCCUAGCAGCCACCAGCACAGGUGGACGCUGGUUGCUUCGGGCUAAACUGGAGUUCAGCAUUGGUUACACCCCCGUCCAGUCAAGAGCUGCAGGAUUCUUUCGCAGGAUCUUCCUGAAGUAUGUGUAUGGUGUGUGCACACACAGCAGCUGCAGCACCAGCACAGCUCCCAGCUCGUGCCUCUGCCCAGGAAGGGGUGUUCUGGCACUGGGGGCCGUGGUGUGCGUGGGCCUUUGCUGCUCCUUCCCUCCUGGAGCAGCUCCAGACACCAGCAGCUUGGACGGUCGCACUUGAAGAGCUGAGAGGCUCGUUUUCCCCUCCCUGUUGUUGUGCUGGGGCCUGAUUUAGCAGCAUUUGCUUGACAUUAAAGUAACCAGCGUGACAAAAUAGUUGCCUUUGUGCUCAAAGGUAAAUCAUCUGGGCAGACAUGGAUGUAAGAGACCUGCAUGCUUCCUAGUCGCUGUGUCAGCCCACCUCUGACCUGGGCAGCCUCAUGGGAUGGAGAGUGAGAGCAGUGGGCAGCAACCACACACCCCUGUAGGGAGGGACCUCCGCUGGGCCAGGGCACUGGCAGCACCUGCUGAUCAAACAACCAGUUCUGCUGCUGGCUAAAGCCAACACCAAACUGUCACAGACUUGGGUGGGAGCAGCAGUGCCAGCACCUGAUCCCCACGCUGCAGCUGGACUGGACAAAUGACACACACAACAUGCAGCAGCAAAAAAAGACCUGACUUGAAAAAAAACAACCACCUGCCACUUCUCCCUCCUGUCUGUGAUGGUGUCACACCAGCCUGAGGCACCUGGGAGCCCCCAAGGCCAGUGUGGGCUUCAGAGGACAGGCUCUUGGAGGUUAUGCACACAAUGGAGGUGAGAACUCCCUCUCCAGAUCAAGUCUAGAAUGAAAAGGCUGCUGUGAACAGAGGGGUCAAAGAGCAGAGACGUGAGAGGCUCAAGCACUUCAUGGGAGCCAGUUACACAGCCUUGGUCAGCAGCCACCGAGCACAGGGAGAGGGACCAAAGCAGAGAGAGGGCAAACAGUGAGACCUGUGAGGGAUGAAAUGCCACUUAGGCUCCCUCCUUAGGAAAACUGUUUCAAGCCCCUGAAAGGAGUGAAGGACAGAGAGGAGGUGACAAGCAAUACUCCUCAGCUCAUCCACCUCCUCCCUUCUACAGGAAGAAACCUGAUUAAUUGUGUCUCCCACAGGGUAGUCUCAAUUCAGCAGUAGCAGCACUAGGAGCUCAAGUAGUGGAAGUCAGCCACAAGAGCUGACCAAGAGUAAACUUUUUGCUUAAAACUAAUGUUGCUGAGAGGCAGCUGUCUGGCAACUAGAAUCACAAAAUCAUUGAGGUUGCUAAAGACUUUUACAAGCAUUGUCUCCAACCAUGCCCCAGCACUGCCACAGCCACCACUAACCCCUGUCCCUCAGUGCUUUGGGACCUCUCCAGGGAUGGGCACUCCCCCACUGCCCUGGGCAGCCUGGCACAGGGCUUGACCACUCUUUGGUGAAGAGAUAUUUUCCUAAUAUCCAAUCUAAACCUGCCCUUGCCCAACACUGAACACAACACUUGAGGUGCAGCCUCAGGGGAUGAGUCCUUCUCCAGUCCUGCUGCCACAGCAGAGAGUGCUGCUGUCUCCCCUCAGCCUCCUCCAGGCUCAACACCCCCAUUCCCUCAGCCCCUCCCCAGCACCCUUGUGCUCCAGCCCCUUCCUCAGCUCUGGCCACGCUGCAGCCCCUCAGUGUCCCUCUGGCAGUGAGUGAGGCGCCCAACACUGAACACAGCUCUGGAGCUGCAGCCUCCCCAGUGCUUUCUCCCCCACAUCCAGUGAAGGAUGGAGAUUUCCUGACCCUUCCAUUUGCUGCAAAGGGACGUACAGAAAUAGUUGGGCUUUGGCCUGAUUUCCUCUCUGCAUAACCUCAUCCUUGUAGCCCUUGAGUUGUGUUCCCUUUUCUUCCAAAGGUCAUGAACUUGCUUUAUUCUCCUGAUUCUUACCCAAAAACACUCCACCCUCAUUAAGCUCUAGACAGUCAAAACACUCCCUAAUAUGCAGGGCUGCCCACUGCCUCUGCCUCUUCCCGAGCCUUUCCUCGCCCUUCCCUGCAAGUGCAAGGGCAGAGGAGAACGCUGCUGAUGCUCCCGAUCCCUUAACCAGUCCUCCCCAGACCCUGAAGUGUCUCGACUGCCCUCAGAUGUCUUGCUGUAUCUCCAUGGCUGCCUACCUGAAAAAUCACUGAUGGACAGUAGCUGAGGGCUGUCCCAGGGCAGGAGCUUUCUCUUCCCAUCUCUAACCCAGGCCCCAGGGGGGCAGCAGACUCCCCUAAGAAGUGGCUCCUGUAGGGGGUCCUGCUUUUGGGCCUUCUCUUCCCCUCGGGGGAGAGUCUUCUGCGAUGGUGACCCACCUUUCCUCCUUUACGGAAGCAGUUCUGACGUGGGGCAUAGGCCAACUUCAUCUCAGCAACGCCUCCAUGCGAGAUGAACCAUCAUCCUCGUUGGGUCGUGCUUGCAGAGCCCCAUCCCUCUGACGUGGGGGUACCUGGGGAGGGCAGUGACAGAGACAGUGGCUGCCACAGCUUCUGGCCUAGCCCAGGUGCCCUCAGCUGCUGUGGCUCCCAGCAGGACUCCUGGCUUCCCUGGACGUUCCCUUGGCACAGGACACCAGAGCACGUUACUGGGUUUUGAGACCUGUUGUGCUGCCCGGGAACCCAGGAGAGGCCCAUCCACGCUUGGCUGGGACCGCGGCUCAGCCGGGCCACGCAGCACGAGCAUGGGCAGGGCAGCGACCUGACAACUGCAACACAAAGGCUGGGACUAAGGGACAAACCAAAGCCAAACAAGACAAUGGCUCAAUUCAGAAACAGCCCAAGCACCCUCCGUUCCUACUGGCAAAACAUGAAGGAGGACAGUACCUCGGGGGCUCCUUAGCCCUUGGCAGGACCAGGCCUGAACAUGAAGAUCAACAGCAGGAAGCUGCUUUACUCUUUUGCUUUGUUCUUUUUCCUCGCUGGGGGGCUGUUGCUUCGAUUGCUGGUUGUGAAGGUCUCUGCUUGGUUGUACUACUAACACACAGCCUCACAUACCCCAUGCAAAUGCUGUUUCUGAGCAAAGCCACACUGCGUCUUUCUUUCAGAAACGAAUAAAUAAACCACAAACUGCACACUGAAAACUGCUCUGCUCCCUCCCAGAGCAGCUGCAGCUGACUAGGCAAGCGCAAUCCUCAGUCACACCCAGGAUUCCCCCUCUCCCAGCGGCACUGGGCAGUGCUGGCUGGACACAGGACAGCAGGAUGCCUGGUGCCUCAGGAGGUGCCUGCAGCCCACUCUGCAUUUCACACGCUCUCACUCAGCGCAGCUCCAGCUGCAAUGUGCUUCCUGCCCAGGCUCACCCAGAGCUCAGCUGUGGCUCUUGUCUGCCUGAAGGAGCCUGACCUGUGCGUGGGCAGCACAGGCACUACCCAUCUCUCCCAGGAGCUCCAGGCUGACCAGGAAAGCAGCCAUGCUCAGACCAGACACCACCACUCUGCUGUUUGCCCCCCUGCACACACUCAUUUGCAGUUUGGCUCUGGCAGGGGUGGCCAGUCGGGUCCCAGCACUGCUCUGUGCUGCUUGUGCUACAAACAACCUGGGGCUGCGGCUGCCGGGGAUGCUCUGUGCUCUGCACGGGGUCCUUGUGGACUCAGCUCUCCUUGAGCCUGCUCUCACCUCACGAUUCUCUCCCAGCUUUGCAUCAGAAGAGCCCUUUCUCAGCACACUCACUGAUCCUUCUCUCAUCCAGGCAAACAGAUUACAAUUAACUAUACGAAUCAAACUGUUGAGGACCGAAACACUGUACCUUCCCAGCCGAAACACUGCACCUUCCCAGCCAAAACACUGUGCCUUCCCAGCCAAAACACUGUGCCUUCCCAGCCGGCAGCCUGCAUCUCCCGGGGUGUGUGGCCUGCCCCACUCUCGACUCAGUGUUGGUUGGAAAAGCAAUUUUCACUUCCCUUCUCAAGCAGAAGUAGUGUGAGAGAGCAAACACCAGCGAGUGGGCUGGAUUCACAAGGCAGUGCAGUCUGGAAUUAUGAAUGAAGACCCUUCUCCGAUCCCAACCCAUACCCCAGAAAAAUCAUAAAAGGGACUUUCCAUCUUUAAGAAACAACUGACGAUUUAAAAGUGAAUGUACAGCUUAUUCACAGGGUGAGAAGGAAGGGAAUCUUCCAACUGAAUUUGCUUCACCUUGGAAAUGGUUGAGGCAGCAAAGCAUUGUCG